AUGGCCCUGGCGGCCGCAGCAGUUCCGGCCCAGGCGGCCUUUGGCUACACGUCCACGGGUGGAAACUACGUGAUCGACGCCGGAUCGGCCGAGUCCCUCAAGAUCAGCGUCAGCCAGUCGAGCUGCGACAUCAACUCGAUCAUCUACCGCGGCACCGAGCUGCAGGACCCUUCCAAGGGUAGCCACCUGAUCUCGGGGCUGGGCAGUGCCACCGUCUCCAUCGACCAAGGAGAUGACUACAUCAAGGUGACGUGCGAGGCGGACCCGCUGAUUCACUACAUGGUUGUGCGGUCAGGCCAGAGCGCCGUAUACAUGGCGACGCACUCCACCGAGGAGCCUAGCAUCGGCGAGCUCCGGUUCAUCGCGAGGCUCAAGUCGUCGGUGCUCCCUUACGAGUCGCCCUUUGGCAACGUCUCGACGACGGCAAACUCCCAGAGCACCGUCGAGGGCUCCGACGUCUUCGUCGUCGACGGCGAGACGCGCUCCAAGUUCUACUCGUCGGAGCGCUACAUUGACAAGGGCACUCACUGCGUCUGGGGCGACUCGGUCGACGUGAUCCACGCCUGUAUGCUCGUCCCGCAGCAUGAGACCAGCUCCGGCGGCCCCUUCUUCCGCGACAUCGAGUCCAACAACGCCGGCGACGCCACUAACCUGUACAACUACAUGAACUCGGGCCACGUCCAGACAGAGGCCUUCCGCACUGGCCUCCACGGCCCCUACGUCCUUCAGUUUUCCCGCUCCGGCAUCCCGUCCCUCAAGACCACCGAUGUCUCGUGGAUGAGCUCCCUCGGCCUCAAGGACUACGUCGCGGCGGCCGACCGCGGCACCGUCUCCGGCACCGCCUCGGGCAUCGACGGCAGCCAGUUUCAGACCGUCGUCCACUGGUUCAACGACGAUGCCCAGUACUGGACCUACGCCACCUCCUCCGGCGCCUUUACCUCCCCCGCCAUGAAGCCCGGCACCUACACCAUGGUCCUCUACCAGACCGAGUACGAGGUUGCCCGCUCCACCGGCGUCACUGUCACCGCUGGCGAGACCACCUCCAAGGACAUUGCCUCCGGCCUCACUGCCCCGGACACUACAUACUUCCAGAUCGGUCAGUUCGAUGGCCAGCCCACCGGCUUCCGCAACGCCGACAAGUUCCAGCGCAUGCACCCUUCCGACGACCGCAUGGCCUCGUGGGCCUCCACCACCUUCACAGUCGGCUCUUCCUCCGAGUCUGACUUCCCCAUGGCCAUCUUCGCCGACGUCAACGCCCCUCAGAAGAUUGCCUUCAACCUCGACGCCGCCCCCGACGGCGAGACCACCCUCACCGUCGCCACCACCCUCAGCUUCGCCGGCGCCCGCCCCCAGGUCACCGUCAACGACUUUACCGGUGCUAUCCCCUCCAGCCCCACCAACCUCAACUCCCGCGGCGUCACCCGUGGUGCCUACCGUGGUCUUGGUGAGGUCUACACUGUCACCAUCCCAGCUGGCACCCUGACGGCCGGAUCCAACACCAUCUCCAUAAACCCCGUCUCUGGCAGCAGUGGCGAUGAAUUUCUCAGCCCCAACUUUAUUGUUGAUGCCAUUAGCUUGACGGCUUAA
Geosmithia morbida is the source of this 1587-nucleotide messenger RNA. Its product is annotated as rhamnogalacturonan endolyase. NCBI's taxonomy places the organism in Eukaryota, Fungi, Ascomycota, Sordariomycetes, Hypocreales, Bionectriaceae. Bases 1 to 1587 code for a protein of 528 amino acids. Gene Ontology annotation, biological process: pectin catabolic process. Gene Ontology annotation, molecular function: carbon-oxygen lyase activity, acting on polysaccharides; carbohydrate binding. The record is from RefSeq and is a predicted model, not a curated record. The transcript is spliced from 2 exons.